GGAAUCUCUGAAAAGGGGAAGGCAUUGUGUUUUGAGUAAAAUUGUUGAGGCUUUUUAGGAGGUGAAAUGGUUGAUUGUGUUGAAUAUGGUAUAUACUUGAAUUAUGGGGGUAGAUUCAUUAGGGACCCAACACUUCGAACCGAAGAAGAUGUGAACAGUGGUGAUGAGUAUAUUGAUAUUCCUUGGUUAACUGACAAUGAGGAUGAGGAGUGGCAAGCAGCAAGGACUCAGUACAAGGAUAGUGUUAAGUUUUAUAGAGAUGAUGCUGAUAUAGAUAGGGCUUUAUUUGAUCCAACUGAAGCAUUUGUUGAUGAUGGCCUUAGUGACUCAAUCGAUUCUAAUGAUGAGGUCAGCUUUGUUACAACUAGUGAUGAUAGUGAGGCAGAGGAAGCAAGAAGAAGGCGAUCACUGCACAAGGUGUUUGAUGACUCCAUUGUCAAUCCAGAGUUUGAAGUAGGAAUGAUUUUUUUGAGUAGGAAGCAGUUUAAAGAUACUGUUCUAGCACACUCUAUUUAUGUGAAAAGAGAAACAAUCUUGAAGAAGAAUGAUAAAAAAAGAGUGAGGGCUGUAUGUGCAGAUAAAAGACCAAUACUUGGUCUAGAUGGUGCAUUUUUAAAAGGUUCUUGCAAGGGUCAAUUACUAUCUGCAGUUGGAAGGGAUGCAAAUAAUCAAAUGUAUCCAAUUGCUUGGGCCAUUGUGGUGGGUGAAAGCACAAGCACAUGGACAUGGUUCUUGGAGUUUUUGAAUCAUAAUCUAAAAAUUGGUGAUGGAGAAUAUUAUACUUUUGUAUUGGAUCAACAAAAGAAUUUGUUCCCAAAAGCACGUCAUAGAAGAUGUGCUUGGCAUAUCUAUGCAAAUUUUAGAAAGGAACACAAGGGUAAGGCAUUGCAAAGAUGGUUUUGGAUCACUACCAAGUCAACAAAUGAAGGUGAAUUUAAGAGGAAUCUCGAGGAGCUCAAUAAAUCGAAGCCUGCAGCUAAAGAUUAUGUGAUGAAGCUAGACCCAAAAUUUUGGUGCAAGGCAUUUUUCGAUACCUAUGCAACAUGUGAUGUAGUUCACAAUAACAUGACUAAAGCUUUCAAUGGUUUCAUUCUAGAUGCAAGGCAUAAGGGUCCUCUCUCAUUGCUAGAGGAUCUUAGAAGAAAGUGCAGUAGAAGGAACAUUGAAAAGUUGGAGUUUGCUGAGAAAAAAUUCAAAGUUGAUUUUGGUCCAAAGAUUUGGGAGAAGAUUGAAGACCAUAGAGACAAAAUGUCAAGAUGCCAUAUAAAAUCACAAGCAAGAUGGCAUUAUGAAGUACAAGAACAACCAUAUUCCUUUCUAGUCAAUCUUCGGGACCAAACUUGUAGUUGUAGAGUUUGGCAACUCAAUGGUAUUCCCUGUAGACAUGGAAUGCUUGUCAUCCAACAUAGGCACGAGAACUAUGAAGAUUAUAUGCACCCAUGUUAUAGAAAGCAAGCAUACAUUGACACAUACAAACAUGAAAUAAUUCCUAUUGAUGGAAUGCAAUUGUGGGCUGAUUCAGGGAUGCCUGAAGUUGAUCCUCCAAUUCCAAAAAACACACCGGGAAGGCCUAAGAAAAAGAGGCAUUUAGAAGAAUGGAAAAAAAACUAGUGGAUCAACCUUGAGUAGAAAGGGAAGGGUAAUGACUUGUCAAGUAUGCUUCAAAAAGGGUCACAAUUCAAGAUCAUGUCCAAAAAAAAUCCAAAAAACUGCUGUAAGUUCCAAACUAUUUUUUUUAUGUGAAAAAUUAAUUUGAGUUGUGUGAAUUAUGUGAUAGGUUGAAGAUUCUUCAAUAAGUGCUCAAAAUCAGG
Messenger RNA from Rubroshorea leprosula, 1811 nucleotides. The record is from the annotation of a GenBank genome assembly. Lineage: Eukaryota; Viridiplantae; Streptophyta; Magnoliopsida; Malvales; Dipterocarpaceae.